GCCAGCGCUCGCGAGAACAGCGUCAGGCUGAGCGUGUUAACCAGCAGCAUCAGGCCGAGCAGCCACAGCUUCCACAACAGACUCCACUGCGCCGCGGAAAAUGACGUCGAAGAAGGAUUACGGCGAUCCGAACGGUAAAUAUAGUUGUAAGAACCACAAAUACGUAAGCAUGGAGCAUGCAGACUUGGUGGCGGAGAUGGUGCAUGUCGAAAGACUGACCACUCAGGAGAGGUUGCACCUGGCUCGCCACAGGAGACUGCAGCAGCUCAAAGUCUGGAGACAACGGGAGAAGGAAUGGCUUCGACAUCAGAUCAGACAUACCAGCACUAAAAAGCAUAUUUUCUUUAGUGACAGUGUCAUGCUUCUAGAAGCUGCAGCCAGAAAUGAUAUCGAUGAAGUGAGGCGAUUGUUGAAAAAAGGAGUGAAUCCGGACUCAACUAACGAGGACGGCUUGACCGCGCUUCAUCAAUGCUGCAUCGACGACAACGAGGAGAUGAUGAAACUGCUGGUGGAGUUUGGUGCAAACGUCAAUGCGGAAGAUAGUGAAAAAUGGACACCUUUACACGCUGCAGCUACUUGCGGGCAUUUACAUCUUGUCCGUUAUUUAAUAGCCAAAGGAGCUAAUCUGUUAGCUGUUAAUGCCGAUGGUAAUAUGCCUUACGAUAUCUGUGAAGAUGAGAAAACUUUGGAUUGCAUUGAAGGGGAAAUGGCACGUCGAGGAGUCACGCAGGAAUUGAUCGACGAGACUCGAGCUUCCACCGAAGUUCAGAUGCUUAGGGAUUUGCAAAAAAUCGCUUCAAUGGGCGGCGAACUAGAAUAUAAAGAUCAUCAAGGUGCUACACCUCUUCAUAUAGCAGCGGCAAAUGGUUACUUGAGGGUAGUUGAGUUCCUCCUCGAUCAACACGUAUCUACAGAUUGCGAAGACAACGAUAAGUGGCAACCGGUUCAUGCUGCUGCUUGUUGGGGACAUUUGGAAGUUUUGGAGUUACUCGUUCAAAAUGGCGCGGACUUGAAUGCAAAAAACAAGCAUGAUGAAACGCCAGCGGACAUAUGCGAAGAUCCCGAGAUACGUGAGAGAAUAAUGGAAUUGAGGACCGAGCAAGAGAGUAAAAAGUUACGUGAAGCCCAGAACAGGCGAGUGAGAAGGUCACACAGUAUCAAUACUAGGACGCAGAGCGUUCGAAGAACUUCCAUUAGGGACAAAGUACUUACUACGAAGAAAGAUGCUCAAGAGGAGGCAAGAUUGAGGCUGCAAGCUCAACAGCACACGUAUGGUAAUCCAGCUGUAAGCCUGCCACCGUCGGAAAAUAGUUCAGGUGGUCUAGACAAUACUCACGACGAUACAGACUCGACAGCCUUAACCCCUGCGGUGCGUCGUGCUCCCGAGGGCAAGGACAACGAAUCGUUUUUGCACGAGGAUGUGGAUCGCGACUCAGAGCUUUUGCCAGACACAGCAUUGCCGCGACAGCAUCAGCAACAGCAGCCGCAACCACAGCAGCAAAUCGAGACGACGUCCAAUGGUAAAAUCAACAUCCAUGUGUCGGUAGUGUUUGUCAAGUCGCUGGCCGAUCUGAAAAAGCAACGCGCGCAAAAUCGUACCAGUCAAGGCCAACCUCCCGGUAUACCGACCGAUUCUAAUGGCAAUGGUAUCGUCGCUACUGUACCUACCAUAUCUGGAGUUACUGCGAAUGACGAUUUCAGGAGGUUCACUGGCAAUACCAGUGAUAUCGUUGGAGAUAGUCGAGGCGAUAAGAGCUGCUGCUGUGUUAUGUGAGGAGUGCUUCCGCUAAGGCCGAAAUACCGGUUUACAAAAGCUAUCUCUUUAUUGUUUUUUUUAUGUUAGUUUUUGAAUUACUGUGCACGUUUGUUCGUGAUGAUUUUUUUUUGUAAGCCCAAUUUUUUUUCAGACUUCAUUUCUUUUUUACUUAAACAUCUUUUAAUCAAUUUAAAAACCAAGCUUUCUUGGUUUAAAGACAAAACGGAUUUUCUCAAAAGCAUUGUUUAAAAAAUAAAGCUCCAUUUUCGCGCCAUCUGCUACAUGAUUAAUAAGUACAUGAAACCCGCGAAAAAAGAAAUUGACUUGUGUAAUGAUUAUCGAUUCUUCUUUUUAUCUUCUCUCUUGUAAAUAUGCUUUAAACGAGUUAUGUGUAUAUUACCCUAGAUAGUCGUCGUAUGGAAUUGAUUUAUUUUAUCACGCGAGCGUUGUGUAGCUUAACUUAUUUAUUGUUCGUCUAUGCACAAACAUUCCUCAUUUUUAUAUAUCAUUACGAACGAUAUAUGCAAAUCGACCAACUUGACGUUUCAAAAUAUUAAAACACGGUAGGCACAAAUUCUGUCGCUAUAACAAUAAUUUUCAAAUAAUUGUAAUAAACUUCAGGUGAAAUUGUCGGCGACUGCCACACCUAAUAAUAUAUACAUAUUUUUUUAUUAAAAAUGUUUUUUAGAAGCUCGUAGUUACAAAUUUCGUCCAUUUUACUUGUAAGUGGAUCAAAAAGAAAGGAAACGUAACACACUCUACUAACAAUAAUGAAAAACGAUGAAACAGACUACAAAAUACGUACUUUGAUGGUCCGUCAAAGAAAUCCAAUAGACUUAUCAUUUAAUUUUUUUAUCGAUUACUAUAUCGCUAUACGCAAAUGAUGUUAAAUAACAACGUUUGAAAAUCUUUAACCCGAGUACUUAACGUUAAAAGUAUUGGUGAAUAAACGAAAAAUGUAGAACGUGUGAUUUUUCUGCGUCGUCUUCAACGAUAAUGAACUCUGUGAAAAUUAAAAAAAUUCACACUCCACGUAUUGUAUAUUCCUUGUUACGAUGAAUAAGGAAUUUAUCUUUGUUCCAAUUUGACAGCAAUACUUUUACUCGAAACGGUUUGAGCGUUUUAUGUGUAAGUGAGCAAGCGACGGCUGAAGCUGAUGGUUAUAUUGUAAAUUUUAUUAUCUAUAUAUAAUAUUGAAAAUGUUUAUGAUCAUUGCGCUUCUGAAGAAUCUUUUCUUUUCUAUUUUUUUCUGUAAUAUUUUCAAAAGUGAGAAUUUUAUUUGUUGAUACGAUCAUUCAUUUACUUUUUAAGUCGUAGAUUUAUAUACGAAAAUUUUUUGAAUUUUAGAAACUUAUUGACUAUUUUCUACCAAAAUUUUAUAAAUGACAUAUUAUAAUGUUACGUUAAAAAAAGAUUGAAUGAAAAUGGAAAUCCUUGCGAAAAGUUUUUGAUUUGAAAUUUCAAGUACAUGAAAUUUUACGUGGCAAACAUUUUUCGGAUCAGUAAUAAUAAUUUUAUUGAAAAAUUAUGUUGUAUAGCGCUGCGUUAGUAAUUUUUUACUCUUCAUUAUUGUACCUGCGUACAAAGAUUUUUUAAGCUGUAAGAUCUUUUUAAUAAGGAAGUAUUUGAGUCACUAUUUUAUUUAGAUUGUAUUACUAUUUUAUUACGAUGUAUAUUUAUAUUAGCAUCGAUUCAAUAAGACUUGUAUAAUUUUUUCAUAAGAAUACGCUUGUUUCAUAUUCUAAC
Molecule: messenger RNA, 3502 nt
Organism: Phymastichus coffea
Lineage: Eukaryota; Metazoa; Arthropoda; Insecta; Hymenoptera; Eulophidae
Gene: MYPT-75D
Product: protein phosphatase 1 regulatory subunit 16A
Exons: 8
Coding region: 101-1774 (557 amino acids)
Cellular component (GO): cytoplasm
Molecular function (GO): protein binding; enzyme inhibitor activity; phosphatase regulator activity
Source: RefSeq, a predicted model, not a curated record